This is a messenger RNA of Ipomoea nil (Japanese morning glory), 864 nucleotides long. RefSeq lists its product as uncharacterized. The transcript is spliced from 4 exons. The coding region runs from base 1 to 864 and encodes 287 amino acids. The record is from RefSeq and is a predicted model, not a curated record. Lineage: Eukaryota; Viridiplantae; Streptophyta; Magnoliopsida; Solanales; Convolvulaceae.
AUGGGGGAUUUUCAUGGGUUAAGAGUCGCAAGAGGGGCACCUGCGCUCUCGCACUUGUUCUUUGCGGAUGAUAGCCUCCUUUUCUUUAAGGCUAAUGUUCAGGAAGCAGGGCUUGCAGAUAGAAAUGCAGUGACAGCUGUUUUUGAAGUGCAGCAGGCAGCCAAUUUCGGCAAGUAUCUGGGCUUGCCGGCCUUUGUGGGAAGAAAUAAACAAGCUGUGUUUGUGUACAUUGGUGAUAAGGCCAUGCCGACAUUUACUAUGAGUGUAUUCUUAUUACCUGCCUCAUUAUGUAAAGACCUGGAACGUUUUAUGAACAGAUUUUGGUGGCGUAACAGGAGGGAUGGUGGGGGAAUUCAUUGGAUGGCAUGGGAUAAAUUGAGUAAGCCAAAGAAGUUUGGUGGGUUGGGUUUCAAGGAUUUAAGGGCAUUUAAUUUGGCCAUGCUAGGCAAGCAGGGGUGGAGAUUCCUUACUAAUCCUCAGUCUCUGGUUGCCAGAGUUUAUAAGGCCAGACGCAGGAUAGAGAAUGGAGAUGCUACUUUGGUUUGGGGGGAUCCGUGGUUGAUGGGUGAGUCCACCCCUAAAAUAUUAUCUGAUAAGCCUGAGCAUUUGGGAGAAGUGAAAGUUUCGGGGUUAAUAGACCCGGUAACCUCGACAUGGGAUAUGCCUUUAUUUACUGAGCUAUUUCUGCCAGAUGAUAUUGCCCGGAUUAUUAAAAUCCCUAUAAGUCCGGCCUAUGAAGAUCUGUGGUAUUGGCAUGGGGAUCCAAAGGGGGUAUACACUGUGAAGGGUGCUUACCGUGAAUUGAUGGAUUUAUACCUAUGCAUCCCAAUGGCUUCUCAUCAUGGAAUAAGAUCUGGAACCUAA